Thermothelomyces thermophilus ATCC 42464 is the source of this 2175-nucleotide messenger RNA. RefSeq lists its product as uncharacterized. Lineage: Eukaryota; Fungi; Ascomycota; Sordariomycetes; Sordariales; Chaetomiaceae. Gene Ontology annotation, biological process: transmembrane transport; xanthine transport. The coding region runs from base 165 to 1937 and encodes 590 amino acids. Gene Ontology annotation, molecular function: xanthine transmembrane transporter activity. The transcript has 3 exons. The record is from RefSeq and is a predicted model, not a curated record. Gene Ontology annotation, cellular component: membrane; fungal-type vacuole.
CCCCUAAAUACCCCAUUUCCUCGAGCUUCCUUCGAGGUACUCUUUGUGGAUUGGAGUCUCGGACCGGAGUGCACACACAAAGCGUACCUCCCCUCCCGCCUCGUACUCCUCCCGGCCCGCCAGUCUAGAGUCCCGACUUCGGAACUCCGGUUUUUCUCACCACCAUGGACGAAGACCAAGCACCGUCUCAGAUCGUCCCGGAGCCGGCUCCGCGGCGGACUCUCGCCGACCGGCUUCGCGGCGUGAAGAAGACUUUUCUCACUAAGGAGGGCCUCAUCGGCAACUACGACUAUGCCUUCCUCUUCCGUCCAACCCUCCCCUUCAUGAAGAAGGCGGACCAGCCGCCCCCCUUUUUUGGCCUGAACGACCGGAUGCCCGUGUUGUUGGCCCUGAUCCUCGGCUUCCAGCAUGCCCUCGCCAUGUUGGCCGGCAUCAUUACCCCGCCCAUCAUCAUGGCCGGCUCCGGUGGCGCCAACCUCAGCUCCGAGCAGACACAGUACCUCGUGUCCACCUCCCUGAUUGUGUCGGGCCUGCUGUCCGCCAUCCAGAUUACCCGCUUCCGCAUCCUAAAGACGCCCUAUUACAUCGGCACCGGCCUCAUCUCCGUGGUCGGCAUCUCCUUCGCCAUCAUCCCCGUCGCCUCCGGCGCCUUCAGCCAGAUGUACGCCAACGGCUUCUGCCCGACCGCCGAAGACGGCACCCCGCUGCCGUGCCCGGACGCCUAUGGCGCCUUGCUCGGCACCUCGGCUGUCUGCUCGCUGCUCGAGAUCCUCAUCUCCUUCAUGCCGCCCAAGGUCAUCCUGCGCGUCUUCCCGCCCAUCGUGACCGGGCCGACCGUCAUGCUGAUCGGUAUCAACCUGAUUGGGUCCGGCUUCAAGGACUGGGCCGGCGGCUCAGGCCUCUGCUCUGAGGCAAACCCCUCCGAGUUUUUCGCUCGGUGCCCCGACAUCACCGCGCCGCAUGCGCUGCCCUGGGGCUCGGCCGAAUAUCUAGGUCUCGGCUUCUCCGUGUUUGUCACCAUCAUCCUCUGCGAGCGCUUCGGGUCGCCCAUCAUGAAGUCGGUCAGCGUCGUCAUCGGCCUGCUCACGGGCUGCAUCAUCGCCGCGGCCUGCGGCUACUUUGACCGCUCGGGCAUUGACGAGGCCCCGGCCGUCUCCUUCAUCUGGGUGCACACCUUCAAGCUGUCCGUCUACGGGCCCCUCGUGCUGCCCCUCAUGGCCGUCUUCAUCAUCUGCGCCUGCGAGGCCAUCGGCGACAUCACGGCCACUUGCGACGUGUCCCGCAUCGAGGUCGAGGGCAAGAUCUACGAGAGCCGCAUCCAGGGCGGCGUGCUGGCCGACGGCAUCAACGGGCUGCUCGCCGCCCUUGGCACCAUCACGCCCAUGACGACCUUUGCCCAGAACAACGGCGUUAUUGCCCUCACGCGCUGCGCCAACCGGUCCGCGGGGUACUGCUGCUGCCUCUUCCUCGUCAUCGCGGGCAUCUUCACCAAGUUUGCCGCCUCCCUCGUCGCCAUCCCGUCGGCCGUCCUCGGCGGCAUGACGACCUUCCUCUUCAGCGCCGUCGCCGUCUCGGGCAUUGCCAUCAUCGCCCGGGGCGUCCCCUUCAACCGCCGCAACCGCUUCAUCCUGACCGCGGGGCUGGCCCUCGGCUACGGCGCCACCCUGGUGCCCGACUACUUCAGCCACGUGUUCACGUACGACGGCGGCAACAAGGCCCUCCGCGGCUUCCUCGACGCCAUCGAGCUCAUCAUGGAGACCGGCUUCGCCGUCACCGCCGUCGUCACGGUCGCGCUGAAUCUCGGCCUGCCCGUUGAGCUGGAGGAUACCGUUGCGGCCGACCAGCCCGCCGGCGCGGGCUCGUCGGUAGUCCGGGAUGAAAGGGGCAGUGGCAGCGGUGAGGAGGGCGCGGAGUUGAAGGCAGUGAAGGUGGCGUAGGAGCGCAUCUCCCCUCCCUCCCUUCCUGGGAUUGUACGAAUGGCAUCUUGCUGUAUGCGUGUAUUUUGGUGAUGGAUACCCUGUUUCCUUGUUCAUUUUAUCUAUUCGAGAAGAGUCACGCUUGAUCGAUGAUGUUUCUUUUCCUACCGAUGAGGGAGGAUCUCCAGUCAUCCAUUCCCCAGCAUUGGUACAAACGAUCUAGAAAUUAUAAACUUUGAGGGUGAAGUGACACCUGGAA